CUUUCCUUGCAGCGCAAGCUGUGCACCACACCUCGAGUCGCCCCAUUCAUCCUUGGCUUCACACAAGCUCCCAACGACAUGCAGUCAGUCACCACAUCCACGAGUCUAGGAUUGCCGCACUUGCUCUGACUCUGACUCUGACUCUGACUCUGACUCUGACUCUGACUCUGACUCCGACUCGCAAGGCGCUCACACGCUCACACACUGAUCGCCUCAGGAUGAGGAAGCAAUUGGAUCCGCGAAUAGCGGCGCUGAUCCGAUCCGGCAUCCACACCUCUCACCGAUCCUUCAUCGUGCUCGUGGGAGAUCAUUCGCGCGAUCAAAUCGUCAAUCUGCAUUUCCUGCUCUCUCAAUCGCGCACCACUGCGCGUCCAUCGGUGUUGUGGUGCUACAAGUCCGACUUGGGCUUCACCACGCAUCGCAAGAAGCGGGAGGCCAAGAUCAAGCGGGACAUUCAGAGGGGUAUCAGGGACAAGGAUGCGAACAGCAUGACGCCCUUCGAAUUGUUCAUCGGAGUGACAGAGAUACGUUACUGCUACUACAAGGAGACGGAAAAGAUUUUGGGAAACACUUUUGGAAUGCUCGUCUUGCAGGACUUUGAAGCUGUCACGCCCAACAUCCUCGCUAGGACCAUAGAGACGGUCGAAGGCGGAGGCGUAGUGGUGCUCAUGCUCAAGACGAUGACCAGUCUGAGACAGCUGUAUGGGGCCGCCAUGGAUGUGCACAAAUCCUAUCGCUCCUCCUUCGAUUCGGCCGAGCCCGUAGCUCGCUUCAAUGAGCGCUUUUUGCUCUCCCUAGCAGCUUGCAACAGGGCUCUGUUCUUGGAUGACGAGCUCAACGUCUUGCCAGUGUCCAGAGGGAAAGACAUUUCCAUCGAAGCUUCCUCAACCGCACCUGGUGCGCACAAGAGCAAAUCGGAGCAGGAGCUCGAGUGGAUCAAGGCGGAGACCAAGAGCACGCCUGUUGUUGGAGAUGUGGUUCGGCAUUGCAAGACGCGAGAUCAGGCAAAAGUCGUCUUGACCAUUCUGGACAUUUUGAGCAGCUCAAAGCUCUCCACAACCGUCGCAUUGACCGCUGGUAGAGGACGCGGCAAAUCGGCCGCUCUGGGCUUGUGCAUAGCGGCUGCGGUGGUGCACGGCUACUCUAACAUCUUUGUCACCUCGCCAGCUCCAUCCAAUCUCAGGACGCUGUUUGAAUUCCUCUUCAAGGGCUUGGCAGCGUUGGGCUACGAAGAAGUGUCGGAUUGGUCCGUACAAAAGGGAGUGAAGGAGUUCAAGGAUCACGUCGUUCGCGUCAAUAUCUUCAAGAAUCAUAGGCAGACUAUUCAGUACAUCGAUCCCAACGACGACAAUACGCUCGGACAGGCGGAAUUGGUGGUGGUUGAUGAGGCGGCUGCUAUUCCUCUACCGGUCCUCAGACGCCUGCUAGGCCCGUACCUCGUCUUUCUUUCUAGCACUAUCAACGGCUACGAAGGAACGGGCAGGAGCCUGAGCUUGAAGCUAUUGCAGCAAUUACGAGGCGGUGGGAAUGCGCACCAAGAUCAAGAUACUGAUGCGGCCGCACUGGUUCGCAACAGCUCCAAAGAUGCAUCUUCCAGAAUCACGGGCAAAGCUUUGAGCGCUGAAGGAGCUGCCGGCAUGUCGACGAUUCGAUCGCUGAAAGAGGUGCAGCUAAACGAACCCAUUCGGUACGCUGGUGGCGAUGCGGUGGAGAGAUGGCUGCACGAGCUGCUUUGUCUAGACGCAUCUUUGACGCCUCUGAGCGCUCAUAGCUCGCCUCAUCCUUCGUCGUGCCAGCUCUAUGGAGUCAAUAGGGACGCCCUUUUUUCUUAUCACGCGGCUUCCGAAGUCUUUUUGCAGCGCAUCAUGGCGCUCUACGUCGCUGCGCACUACAAGAACAGCCCCAACGACUUGCAACUCAUGUCGGACGCUCCUGCACAUCGUUUGUUCGUGCUACUCGGUCCGUCGGACAAGACGCAGCAGCAGCAAUUGCCCGAACCGCUGGCUGUGAUGCAGGUUGCGCUCGAGGGAAACAUUUCCAACGAGAUCAUCAUGAGGAGCUUGGCUAGGGGACAGAGGGAAGCGGGAGAUCUGAUUCCUUGGUUGAUCGCGCAGCAAUACCAAGAUGACGAAUUUGCGAGGCUAUCGGGAGCUAGGAUCGUACGGAUUGCGGUGCACCCCGAACAUGCCGGGGCAGGCUACGGCACGCGAGCUGUCGAGCUGCUGCGAGAAUUUUACAAGGGCGGACUGCUGGAUGCGGAUGCGCUGGCUAGGAGGCAAGCGAAUGCGAGCGCGCAAGCACGAGAGGAAGAGACGUUCGAAAAGGUUCGCGAUGAUGCGCUUCUGCGCGCAAAGGACGCGUCGAUAUCGAUCAGGGAUGCGCACCGCAUGCCUGCGCUCCUGGAAAGGCUGGAAGAGAGAAGACCGGAAAGGUUGGACUGGAUCGGCGUUUCUUUUGGCCACACGCCUGCGCUGUUUAGAUUCUGGAAGAGGCUGGGUUACGUUCCGCUCUAUGUGCGCCAACAAGCGUCGGAAUUGACGGGGGAACAUUCGACGUUGAUGCUGCGCGGCUUGGAGGUGCAGCAGCAGCAAGAGGGCCAAGUGCAGCAGGAACAAGGACCGGAAUGGCUCAGCGCUUUUGCUAGCGACUUUGUUCGACGUUUCAUCAGCCUCUUGGCUGGACGUUUCAGGGUGCUGGAUUGCGUACCGGCGUUGGCUGUUUUGGAAGCGGCUAGCAGCGCGUCGAACGACUCGAAAGCGGAGCGACUCACCCUGCAAGAGCUUCGAGUGCAUUUCUCGCCCUUUGAUAUCAAGAGGCUAGAGGCGUACAGCAAUUCGAUGAUCGAACUGCCCACCGUUCUGGACCUCUUGCCCGCUCUCGCCUCGCUCUACUUUACGCGCAGGUUGCAGGCCGUUGCGGAAGGCAUUGGGAGCGAAGAGGGGCCGAAAGGAGAAGAGACGACGACGCGAAUGGAGACGAAGAUGUUGGAAUUGGGAGCGCUGCAGAGCAGCUUGCUCUUGGCCGUGGCGCUGCAGAAAAAGGACCUGGAGGAGCUUCAGAGCGAGAUUGGAUUGAUGAAGAAUCAGACGAACGCUUUGAUGCUCAAGGCUGUCAGGAAGAUGCUGGGCUCUGUCAAGAUGGUGGAGGAGCAUGAGGUGGCCAGAAAGAUGGGACUGAGAGCAUUGCAGAGUGGAAAGGGCGCCAAUGGGGCGUUUGAACCUCUGCGACGGGAUGUGCAGCAGGACCUCGAGGAUGGCGAUCAGACGGGCGACGAUGAUGAGGGAGAGGAGGAGGAGGAGGAGGAGGAGGAGGAGGAGGAGGAGGAGGAACCUGCGCAGAGCGCUCUGGAUCGCAAGGAAUUUGCAGCCAAGCAGGCGCUACCCCGAGCGUUGGAAAAGUACGCCAUUGAUAAAGAGGGGCGCGAUUGGACGGAUGCGGAAGCUCAAGUUCAACGCGCCGUUGCGCUCGGGACGAGUGCGAGCGCGAGCACGACGGAGCAGGGAAGAAGCGGUAAGGCGCAGACGAUCGUCAGCGUCAAGGGCGCGCCUGCGCCCGCUUCUUCGUCGUACCCUGGAAAAGAGCAGCGCAGCAACGGUGGCAAGAAGAGGAGAGAAGACAAUGGUGGAGACAAGAAGUCCAAAAGGACAAAGAGGAGAUAGCGCUUUCUAAGGAGAUGCGGUCCUCGCUCCACUUCGCCCCUUUUUAGAUCUUCCCAAAUUCCAAAACCCAUUCUUGAUUCCCUUGGCUGUGCUGCACGGGGGCAAAUACCAUCAUGUAAUUCGUACGAGAAGCGAUGCGACGGCUAUGUUGUCACUCC
Molecule: messenger RNA, 3817 nt
Organism: Ceraceosorus guamensis
Lineage: Eukaryota; Fungi; Basidiomycota; Exobasidiomycetes; Ceraceosorales; Ceraceosoraceae
Product: DUF699-domain-containing protein
Exons: 3
Coding region: 219-3659 (1146 amino acids)
Biological process (GO): rRNA acetylation involved in maturation of SSU-rRNA
Cellular component (GO): nucleolus; 90S preribosome
Molecular function (GO): tRNA binding; 18S rRNA cytidine N-acetyltransferase activity; ATP binding
Source: RefSeq, a predicted model, not a curated record